UUUGCGUCUUUUGUCGAAGACGUGUUCUUGAGGUACCACGAACGGACGAGUACAGUCAAGAAUUUCAUAUCUUUUCUGAAGCGAAUGUGAAAGAAACUCGUGCACGUGAUAAAUCCAUGAGACCUUCAAAAUGAGUGACAAGAAUAUUCCUGGUAAGGGCCGCAGCUCUUACCUAUUAGAAAUGAUGAAGAAACGCAAAGAGCAAAAGAAGGAACAGGAAAAAUAUUCUCUGGAAACACCUAGUCAGUCAUCGUCGGACCAAACAUCAUUCGAGAGAGAGUCUUAUGGACAAAGUUUAUUUGCAAGUCCACCUAUCAUUACAGCAGGCCGUGGGCGUGCGAACCUAGCUAACCUGAUGAGUUUGCAGUUGCAAAGAAGCAGUAGCAGCGGACCGAAAUACGAGGACUAUGUUCCUCCAAUAGGUCAUGGAGCAUCAAGCCAAGGAAUGGGUCGGAGUUCUCUUCUCGGUGUGCUGCAAAAACACGCUCUCAUUGGAGCAAGUGCCUCUACCUCAAGUUCCUCUAUAUCAGCUAGCACGCCCGUUCGGAAGAUUGAUGCCACUAAAGAUGAUGACAGUGGAAUUUUGGGCGCAUUGGCCGAUCUCUCAGUUUAUGAUAAUCCGCCCUCACACGAAGUAUCUCCGGAAAAAGAGACUGUAAUACGCCGACAAGGCGAAAGUGGAACAAGAGUAAAUGUAUCCGCUAAUUAUAUAGACCUGGAACUGGAGCCCGGCAAGGGUUUGUUCCAAUACGAGGUGAAAUUUUCGCCGGAUAUAGAUGCGAGAGGAUUACGGCGGAAGUUGCUAAAUCAGCACGGUGCCAUGUUGGGACGAACAAGAACAUUCGACGGAAUGAUACUCUUCUUGCCGGAAAAACUGCCAGAGAACAUUACACGGCUCAAAUCCGAACAUCCGGUAGACGGGUCGGAUGUGAUUCUCACAAUUAUUUAUAAGAAACAACAAUCGAUGAGCGAAAACGUUCAAUUCUUCAACGUUCUGCUCGGCCGUAUUAUGCGCGCGCUUUCUUUAGUUCGUAUCGGCCGGCAAAGUUUUAACCCGAAAUGUUCACAUGUCAUAAAUCAACAUCAGUUGGAAGUGUGGCCCGGUUACGUGACCGCCAUCAACGAGUAUGAGGGUGGCCUAAAGCUAUGUGUGGAUUUUAAACAUCGCGUGCUGCGCACGCAAACGGUGCGAGACUUGAUGACCGAUAUGUUUCAAAAGCAACGGCAUAAUUACCGGGAAUCUGUGGUGAGAGAAAUCGUCGGCACGAGUGUUCUGACGCGAUACAAUAACAGGACGUAUCGUAUAGACGACAUCGAUUGGGACAAAACGCCGAAGCAUAAGUUCUCUAAAAACGGAGAGGAUAUAUCGUUGAUAGAUUAUUACAAGAAAUUUUGCAACGUCGAGAUAAGAGACAUAAAUCAACCGCUCUUAGUUCACCGGGCUACGGAGAGAAUGCCUACCGGCGAGAGACAAGAAAAGACGAUACUUCUGAUACCGGAAUUGUCGUACGUCGCGGGUCUCACGGACAGUAUCCGCUCCAACUUCAGGGUGAUGAAAGAUUUGGACGAGAUUACGAAAGUGGCGCCUGGUAGACGUCGCGACGAAAUCAGGCUGUUUGUACAGGAGAUAAAAAGGAAUGAAUUGACACGAGAGAUGUUAUCAGGAUGGGGCUUGCGUUUGAGCAACGAUAUAAUACAAUUUAACGGAAGAGUUCUCCCACCGGAAGAAAUCUUCUUUGGGAAUAAGCAGAAGUGCGAUAUUAAUCGAGACAAGCUUACCGAUUGGUCGAGCUUCGCAACACGAAACCCCGUAUUGCGCACUCCGAAUUUGAACAAAUGGUACAUCUUGUACGUUAACAGAGAUGCAAAUGUCGUACACGAUUUCCUAACUAUGCUGCGGAACAUCGCGAGAGCGAUCGGUAUGCGAAUUAACGAUCCGCUGAAGAUCGUUUUGUGGGACGACAGAAACGAAAAUUACCUGCAAGAAAUUCGGAAGAACUUCAACCAUGAUUACGAAUUGGUAGUCGCAGUGUUUCCAACCAACCGUACUGAUCGGUACAGCGCGUUAAAAAGGUUUACUUUCACUUUUUCUUCCCGUUUCUUGCAUUCGUAUAGACUAUGCUGCGUAGAAAAUCCCAUUGCGUCGCAAGUUAUCAUUUCGAAAACGAUUUCCAAUCCUAUCAAGUUAAAAAGUGUCACGGAGAAGAUAGCGCUUCAGAUCAACUGCAAAUUGGGAGGAGCACUUUGGACUGUGGCUUUGCCAAUGAAAGUUGCUACCAUGGUGUGUGGUAUAGAUGUGUAUCACAGCGGUAUAGGAAGCGGCACAAGGCGGAGCGUAGCAGGUUUUGUCGCGAGUAUAGACUCUCAAUUGACCAAAUGGCACAGUAAAAUCUGCAUGCAGGCUUCCAAGCAGGAGUUGAUGGAUAUGCUGCAAGUGUGUCUCAUCUCGGCCGUCACAACCUUCUACAAGUACAACCAUUCAAACCCGGAACGUAUAAUGAUUUAUCGCGACGGAGUCGGCGACGGUGAUUUGGAUUACGUUAUGAAAUACGAAGUGAAGCAAUUAUUGGCGGCCUUUAAACGCAUUGAACCAAAUUACAAGCCGCAACUCUGCGUGAUCGUCGUUCAAAAACGCAUAAACACGCGAUUGUUCAUUAACAACAGAGGCGGAUUAGGGAAUCCUGCUGCAGGAACAGUGGUCGAUUCCUGCAUCACGAGACGGAAUUAUUACGACUUCUUCCUUGUGCCACAAAGUGUACGACAGGGUUCAGUGUCACCCAUUCAUUAUAUCGUUCUACAUGACUCGUCGGAUAUGAAAACUGAUCACAUACAGCGAUUCACAUACAAACUUUGCCAUUUGUACUACAAUUGGCCCGGUACAAUACGCGUACCUGCUCCCUGCCAGUACGCCCAUAAGUUAGUGUACCAGGUCGGUCAGAAUAUUCAAGUAGAACCACACCAUUCCCUUGAAAAUACUUUGUACUAUCUAUAAUAUUUCCUACCCCACUUAACAUCACAUUAUUCUUCAUUCACAUUCAUUUCCGCUCCUUCUUUACCCUUCUGAGACUAAAUACGGGUAUUUUUGUACCAUACAAAGGGCAUGGAUGAUAAAAUAUAAAAUAAUAUACAGAUCACUUGAUUGCUCACAAAGGUCGAUAUGGAUCAUUGUGAUUGGUGAUACUCCCGAAGAAGCAUGUAUUACUUCUGAAAACUGUUGCUAAAGAUUGAUGCAAAAUAUCGCAGCGGAAGAGAUUACCAAGUAUAUUUGACAAACAAUGCACUUGGGAUAUAUUUCCGCAUAGUUGAUUUUUAUCAUACGUAGAUAUAGCCAAACUAAUGCUUGUAUUUGUUAUGAAAACACAAAAAACAAUAUUUGCGUUUAAUAUUUAGUACGAAUAUCAACGUAAGUUGGAUAUUCUCGACGAUAAAUCUUUAGUGCCUUUUAGCUUUUGUUACAUUGUCUUGCAAAUUCCAAAUAUAUACUCUCUCUCUUUUUUUUUUAUACAGAAAGAGUAUAAUUCCUAUAUUAUAAGAUAGUAUAUCAGAUAAAUUAUUUUUUUUUAAUGUUAUGAUAAUCCCUUACAAAGUUAUCAUUCAGAAAUAUAUAAAAUAUUAAUUAUCAUAGAUGUAACUGAAGUGAUGAUAAGUCAAGAAAUUUGUAUUUUCUAACUAGGAAUUAGAUAAGUGAGAUUUCGUAGUAUUGUUAUUGCUUUAUAAGUGAUCCUUAUUUUUUUUCAGUCUCAAAUAUUUGUUAAGAUGUUUAAGACCUAAUAGAAUGGCUGACUUGUAAUUUUAACCCUUAUCGGUCAUAAGUUACCUCUCACGUGACAACAAUACUUCGUCGCUGCGGUCGUACGUCACGUAGGAGGUGACAAGUUCGCAUAUUUACCGCUAAGAGUUAAGGCAAUAUUCUGUGCCCUAAAAUUUUUUUUCUCCAGCAGUAUAUCAUCACAAAUCAAACGACUUUUUAAUUUAAGACUUCAGACACAAGACAAUCAUUAUUUAAGACUUGCGAUGUAAAACAUUGUCUUGAAUUAAGUUAUUCAUUUUGCUGAAGCUUUUACUUUAAACGAAGUUCCUAUUAUUGGGCUUUACAUAAGCUUAUAUAAAUUAAGCUUUAAUAAAGCCUUAUUAUACAUUGAACUAGGCUAAGAUUCGUUAGUAUUAAUUAUUCUCAAUUUUAAUAUGAUAUUGUAUAUCAAGCUGUCGAAAUGAUUGAUUGAAUAAUCAAGAAUUAUGUAUCUGCGCAUCCAGAUACUAUCCACAUAGACAGACUCAAGACCUAAUAAAUAUUAAGCUUCAUUGAAGCUAGCAGAAAUGUAAAAAAUAUUAUUCAAUGUUGUUACUGACAAUAGUGAUAUUUUUUGUAAAAUUAAGGUAAAUUUUACAGGUACAUUCUCAAUAUUGUGACGUAUUAAUUUUUUUAAUGAUAGAAAUAUUGAACAAGUGUAUAGUGAGUGCUUUCCAUCUAGCGAUGCAGGUUGACUUUUUUUUUAAUAUCAUUUUUGUUUUCAUUUAAUUUGUAUAACUGUGUGUCGGUGACUCAAGUAAGGUAAACUUUUACUAACUUUGCUUUGGCUACGAGUUGAGCGAAGCUGAAGGGGGAGAGGUAUUAACAGUAGUUUUCUAAAUUACAAGAAGAGUGAAAACUUUUCUGUAUAUGUAUCCAAUAAAUGAUCUUUCUCUUAGCAAUCUGAUGACGCAUUGGCGACAGAUCGGACCAUCUGUUGACAGAUCCAUAGUCAUCUAUCUCCGCAAUCUUUUGUUCGGUCGACAGUAUGAGUACUGGCAGAAUCUGACAACAGAUUGGUAGCAGAAAACGAGCAGGAUCUGCAGUAUAUUUCAUUUAAACGCAUUGGAACGACAGACCUGCUCGAUUUCUGCUAUCAGUCUAUCAUCAUACGUUGUAAGAUUAUAUAUUUUUGCUAGCAAACUAUUUACAAUGUCUACAGAUUGUACACACAGCUCAAAAUCUAUUUUUGCAGGUUUAGCUAUCUGGAUAUAUGUAUAUUUUUUGUAUAAAAUUUCUUUUCCAGUCUUUGGAAAUAUAAGUUUACUUAUCUUUUUUUCAGUAUCAA
This is a messenger RNA of Dinoponera quadriceps, 5078 nucleotides long. It is a transcript of the gene AGO3, whose product is annotated as piwi-like protein 1. Gene Ontology annotation, molecular function: piRNA binding; protein binding. The transcript is spliced from 12 exons. Lineage: Eukaryota; Metazoa; Arthropoda; Insecta; Hymenoptera; Formicidae. Bases 131 to 2992 code for a protein of 953 amino acids. The record is from RefSeq and is a predicted model, not a curated record. Gene Ontology annotation, biological process: regulatory ncRNA-mediated gene silencing. Gene Ontology annotation, cellular component: P granule.